Molecule: messenger RNA, 1212 nt
Organism: Fusarium musae
Lineage: Eukaryota; Fungi; Ascomycota; Sordariomycetes; Hypocreales; Nectriaceae
Exons: 3
Coding region: 1-1212 (403 amino acids)
Source: RefSeq, a predicted model, not a curated record
AUGGCUUCCGCGACUCCAGAAACUCUAUUGCUAGGAGAAACCGUCGUGACAGCCCCUACAGUCUUGACGCUCCUCAACACUACUUUGUCCACCAUUACCCAGCAAGAUAUUGAUGGAUCUGGUGGAAGCCUAAAAAUCACCAACGUGAAUGUACAGCCUACAACGCAGACGGUGCCAACAGCAGCUAGCACGGGGUUUUUAGAGACAAAUUCAGCAAGCCAAGAAAGAACCUCAUCCAGCGCGUCAUCUACAGACCGGAAUGAUGAAAAGCCAACUGACCAGGGAGAUUCAUCGGAAAGAUCAUCAGGUGGACUCAAAGGCGGCCCUGUCGCUGGAGUUGCCAUCGGCUGCCUCGUUGCUGGCCUUGCUCUGGGACUCAUAGCAGCCUUUCUCCUUUUGCGGAGACGGCGGAGAGUCAAACCAGCAAACGAAGGAUUCGUCUUAGCAGAUCAAAAGUAUACAGAACCCAAGGAUGGGCCACAGGUCAUAGUUUCAUCGUCGAGGCACGAUGCUGAACUCAGCCAGUUUCUUCUCGAGGCAACUCCUGACAAGGACCUCCAAGCAGAGUUGCGCUCACUCUCCGAACUCAUUUACCAACAUGUCGAGAACUAUUACCGUCGACCCCAAGUCCAGGCCGACCCGGCUGAGGUGGCUCAGAGCCUUAUCAAUAUUGGCUACUCACCAGAAGCGUCAGGACUGCAGGCAGAUACAGUUGCUGCCAUUUGCCUCAGCCCCAAGACGUCUCAAGCUGGACUUCGUCAUGUCCUCUCGCAUGCCAUCUUUCGGAGCCUCGAUUUCAAUUCUGGCAGCAGCUUGUCCAUGCUUCCACUAGCGGUUGCAACACUGGCGCAAGGAAGCCACUCAGCUGAAAACACAAACAAUCCUGCAAUUGUCUUGGCACGUUCCAGGUGGCGCACACUCUCUGCUCUGCUUCUCCAUCCUAACCCGGAUGAGAGAACACCACUCCCGGUGUCAGUGACAGAAGCUUCCCCUAUGGCUCUGUCAUUUGCGAAUAAGCUUAAUCGAUUCUUGGAGAUGUUUGCUGCAAAGGAUUCGGCUAGCCAACAGGAUCAGAUGAACCAUCUACAGGCUGUCAUUCUCGAGUGUACCAAACUGGGCUAUGUCGUUCUAUCACAGCCGAGUGACUUGAGGUUCGGUUGUGGUGUGUCCUGGUUUGGAAAGGCUGAGCCAAAACGAUGGAAUGAGGUAUAG